GAGCCGCUGUGAGGAUCCUCCCUUCCUCGUCGUUGCUGUCGUGGUGUAUGUACGCGACCCCCAACUGAACUGGACGUCGAGUAGAUACCCAGUUUUACCACAGGCGUAGAUUCUUACAAAAGUGUUGGUAGUGUGCUUGCUUGCUUGUCUUGUUUACUCAUUUUUACUCGCUGCUACUGAACUGUGACUGCUACUAAAAAUGGCAUCUGGAGUAACUGUAGCUGACGUCUGUAAGACGACAUAUGAAGAAAUAAAGAAAGAUAAAAAACACCGAUACGUCAUUUUUUAUAUAAAAGAUGAAAAGCAAAUAGAUGUUGAGGUGAUUGGAGCACGUGACGCUGCUUACGAUGCUUUUCUUGAAGAUUUGCAGAAAGGUGGUGCUGGAGAGUGCCGCUAUGGUCUCUUUGAUUUCGAGUACACUCAUCAGUGUCAAGGCACCUCUGAGGCUUCCAAGAAACAAAAAUUAUUCCUGAUGUCGUGGUGUCCCGACACCGCUAAAGUAAAGAAGAAGAUGUUGUACUCGAGCUCAUUUGACGCCCUUAAGAAAUCUCUUGUUGGCGUUCAGAAGUACAUACAAGCGACGGACCUCUCGGAAGCAUCGGAAGAAGCUGUCGAGGAGAAACUUCGCGCCACUGACAGGAAUUAAAGAGUAUUCCCGGGGACAUCUCCACCAAGCGAUUAAAUACACAAAGAAAAGAAUAAAAAAUAAAAAAUAACAAAAAAAAAAAAACGUCAACGAGAGAGAGCGUGAGAUCGAGCGGGUACGUUUUUAUUUCCCCCGAGUAAAUGCUCCGUGUUACAUCGCAUCGGAGGUUCACCUUUUUACACAUUUUUCACUUAAUAAUAAUAUUGAUAAUAAUAAUAAAAAUAAUAAUAAUAAUAUUGAUAAUAAUAAUAAUAAUAUUGAUAAUAAUAAUUAAAAAAAGAAACAAAAUAAAUAAAUAAAUAAAAUAAUAAUAAAUGAAUACCGGCUAUUAGAUAUUGCGGUACAUGUAAUGUAUGAUUAGUCAUUAUGAUGAGUCGAUGAAGGACUGUAAGUAAACGGGCUUUAUACAUCAAAAGGAUAAAAAUUUCAAGUAAUAAAAACAAGUAAUGUAAUAAUUGUACCCCAUAUUUCUAUAUUGUGAGCGUUGCGUGAGUUUGUCUGCCGCGAUUAUUAUAUAGUGUAUCUAUUAUUAAUUGUAAUAAGGUAAUAACUAUUGUAAUUGUAAAAGAUUCCAACUAAUUUACAACAACCACGCAGUGAGAAUGGUAAAAACUAUUUUUUUUUCUUUUAUUUAUCUCAGGCUGUAUAAUGAUUAAAUUAAAUUCAUUUCGUAUUGA
Molecule: messenger RNA, 1323 nt
Organism: Cotesia glomerata
Lineage: Eukaryota; Metazoa; Arthropoda; Insecta; Hymenoptera; Braconidae
Gene: tsr
Product: cofilin/actin-depolymerizing factor homolog
Exons: 3
Coding region: 200-646 (148 amino acids)
Biological process (GO): cell motility; actin filament fragmentation; actin filament severing
Cellular component (GO): cytoplasm; actin cytoskeleton; actin cortical patch
Molecular function (GO): actin filament binding
Source: RefSeq, a predicted model, not a curated record